Messenger RNA from Penicillium verhagenii, 939 nucleotides. RefSeq names its product Carbohydrate-binding WSC subgroup. The transcript has 5 exons. Bases 1 to 939 code for a protein of 312 amino acids. The record is from RefSeq and is a predicted model, not a curated record. Lineage: Eukaryota; Fungi; Ascomycota; Eurotiomycetes; Eurotiales; Aspergillaceae.
AUGCACCUCUCAUUUUUGCUAUCGGCAUUGGCUCUGCUGCCUCGAUCCUUUGCAACUUCAACCUUGGCCUACUGUUCUACGGAAAAUACUGGAGUGUCCGGUGGAUCCUCAUCGAGUACCUACCAAUCGAACGGCCUCUGUGAAGGAACCUGCGCUGAUUACGCCUUCGGAAUUCUUCAACAAAAGCUGUGUUGGUGCUCGAAUAUUGUACCAGCGUCUGGUACUCGAGAGAGUACCACCAAAUGUGAUUCAGGAUGUCCUGGUUAUCCCGAAGAUAGCUGUGGUAAUUCUACCAUGGGAGUAUACGCCUAUGUUGCAAUUUCGGGAAACAGUGCGACCAGCACCGCUAGCGGUAGCAGUUCAUCGUCAACCAGUACAGGGACUACUUCAAGUUCAAGCUCUUCGUCGAGCACCAUCUCCACUACUGAUAGCUCCUCUUCAUCCUCCACCACGACCACGGCUCCCACUGUCGCUUACACCACCUCUUCCGAUGGUCAAGUUAAGACCAUUACCGUUUCUGCCUCGAGUUCUACCUCUGGUGCCGAUGGGAGUGCUGUCUCCACCACUAGCGAAAAGAGUUCUGGCCUGAGCGGUGGAUCGAUUGCUGGAAUUGUCGUUGGAGUACUUGGUGGUCUUGCCCUGGUUGGCGCGCUGGUUUUCCUCGUCUUCUUCUACCGCAAGCGUGCUCGCUCAUCGAGCCCCGUUCCAAGCCAAGAUAUGGCCGACCGAACAAGCCAGGGCUCAAAUUGGUCUCGUGGUGUCUUCCCUGGUGGUGCUGGCGGAUCCGACCUCGGACGCAAGGCCACUUUCACCGACAACCGCAUGAAGACCUCCACCGCCAUCUAUCCCAACGGCCCUCGGGAUAGCAGUGUCUCGCUGCAGGACAACGAGGACUACUCGCGACCUGUUCUUCGUCUCACCAACCCGGACGAAAUUUGA